CCCCUUUCGUAGGAAUCCACGGGGUUUGUUUUUAUCCCAAGAGGUCGUUCCACAGAUUCUGCCCGACAGCCCCUGCCUCCGAGGCGGGUUUCCAUGCUUUGACACAAUGCGGGCUCUGCCGGUCCUGCUGCUUCUCCUGGCCUCAGCAGAGCUUUCGUUCUCAUUGAGCCCUGCAGAUUGCGAGGCAGUUGGGCCGAAAGCUGUGGAAAUCCUGAAUCAGAUCAACGAAAAUCGAAGGGACGGCUACCAGUUUCAACUGUUGCGUGUUGCUGAUGCCCACACCGAUGCACACGGAGAGGAAUCUGCAGUUAUCCACUAUUUGGUCCUGGAUGUGAAAGAAUCAGACUGCUCUGUCCUGUCUAGCACACCCGUGCAGGAUUGCCAACCAAAAGGUGGCAAACGGCCCACUGAAACUGUCAUCGGGAAGUGCAAAGUGGUGGCCAUCACCCACCCAAACACCACUUGCAAGCCAGAACAUGAUGAGGUGAUUGAGUUCAACUGUACCACAAGCUCUGUUUCUUCUGCAUUAACCGACCCCACAUCUGGGCCUGUGAUUAUUGACUACCUCGAAAAUCCAGAACAAUAUAAGAAGCAGGCAGAGAAAGCACUCAAGGAGUACCAGGAGGCUGAUGCCAGUGUCUCCUCUUUCCAGCUGUUGAAGGUUGAGAGAGCUCUGGAGGAGAGGGGAGGAGAAAGUAUCACUUUGUACCUGGAUUUUAGCAUAAGGAACCACUCUGCAGAAGCCCCACCUCACCACUUCUCUGGGCCAGAAGGCCGGCCUCCACCUCCUCCCUUUUUCAGGAGCUGUCCGGUCUUUGGAUUUUGCUGGGCAGCUCUUGUGUAUAAUGUGCAGAAUUCUGACUUGAACAAACCAGAUGAUCUGCGUAUAAACUGUGAAAUUUUCAAGGUAGAGGACCCCAGUCAUUUCAGCAGUAAAAGACACCACCACUGGCCUCAUGGCCAUUUUGGUGGACAUAGGCACCAUCCUCCUAGAGGCCCACAUCCAUCACAUGGACAUUUCGGUCAUGGAUGCCAAGAACCUCCUCACCAUGAUCAUUCACAUGAGCACAGAGGGCCACCUCCCACCCACCCUCCUUCUUUGGAAGAGAGAGAGCCUAAAGGAGGGCCAGAUGAACCGGAUCUCCAUCAUCCUCAAGGAACUCAUCCCCCAUUUGGCCAUGCUGACCACCAUAGGCAUGGUUCACAUAAGCAUGGUCCUCAUGGUCAUGGUCCUCACAAUCAUGGUUCUUGUGGUUGUGGUCCUCAUGGUCAUGGUCCUCACGGUCAUGGUCAUCAUGGUCAUGGUCGUCAUGGUCAUGGUCAUCAUCGUCAUGGUCAUCAUCACCAUGGUCCCCAUGGCCACAGUCCAUGUAGGCGUGGGCCUCCACCUGGGCUCACAGAACAAGAUGUUCAUAGACUUCCUGCACUAAAGAAGGGUGAAGUCCUUCCUUUGCCUGAAAUCAGUAUUCCCAGUCGAGGUCAUUGUCCACACUCAGGAAGCCGAUACCCUCCAAAGCCAGAAAUUCAGCCCUUCCCACAGACAUCUUCAGAGUCCUGCCCAGGGAGCCUCAAGUUUGAAUCUCCACAACUUUUGCUAUUUUUGGAACAUAAGGAUUUAAAUUGAUCAGCUGAUUUUCACAAUGGAAAAAAACCACAAGAGUCAUGUGUGCUGAGUCAGAAAUAAAAGAGAAUCAGUGUAAAAUUCUAA
This is a messenger RNA of Vombatus ursinus (common wombat), 1708 nucleotides long. It is a transcript of the gene HRG, whose product is annotated as histidine rich glycoprotein. The coding region runs from base 107 to 1624 and encodes 505 amino acids. The record is from RefSeq and is a predicted model, not a curated record. The transcript has 7 exons. Lineage: Eukaryota; Metazoa; Chordata; Mammalia; Diprotodontia; Vombatidae. Gene Ontology annotation, biological process: regulation of platelet activation; negative regulation of endopeptidase activity; negative regulation of fibrinolysis. Gene Ontology annotation, cellular component: blood microparticle; extracellular region; endolysosome. Gene Ontology annotation, molecular function: serine-type endopeptidase inhibitor activity; heparin binding; zinc ion binding.